AAGCACAACCAAAGUCAACUGUAGCGACUUGAAGCAAGUAGCUGUGGACACCAAAACCGUGGACGUGCACUGUAACUUCGCCGAAGAGAUCGACACAGUGACCCUAAAAGGUGCAGCCGUUACCAGUCUGUGCUCGGUCUAUGUCAGCGGUG
Molecule: messenger RNA, 152 nt
Organism: Candidula unifasciata
Lineage: Eukaryota; Metazoa; Mollusca; Gastropoda; Stylommatophora; Geomitridae
Source: the annotation of a GenBank genome assembly